Messenger RNA from Amaranthus tricolor (Joseph's coat), 1894 nucleotides. Its product is annotated as zeatin O-glucosyltransferase-like. Bases 132 to 1553 code for a protein of 473 amino acids. The record is from RefSeq and is a predicted model, not a curated record. The transcript has a single exon. NCBI's taxonomy places the organism in Eukaryota, Viridiplantae, Streptophyta, Magnoliopsida, Caryophyllales, Amaranthaceae. Gene Ontology annotation, molecular function: UDP-glycosyltransferase activity.
CAAAGCAUAAACAAUUAGCCCAUUUCAAUAUUUUAUAGACAAUUCCCAUUCCAGACUGUGCCAUCCAUAUGUGUUCUGUGUACUCAUCUUCAUGAACAUCUACACCCAACAGCCAUAGAUUUCAUCCAAAAAUGGCAGAUGACAUUCAUCAACAAAAACCCGACGAAAAACCCAUCGUUGGCACGGUCAUGGUGCCAUUUCCAAUGCAAGGCCAUCUCAAUGAAAUUCUCCAUCUGGGCAACCUGGUAGCAUCCUAUAACAUACCUGUUCAUUUUGUUGGAUCCACACCCCACAACCAACAAGCCAAACAACGCCUACACGGUUGGGAACCCGAAACUACUCGCAAAAUUCACUUUCAUGACAUCAAACUUCCUCAUCAUCAGCAACCCAAUAUCCCGCUCAACCCACCAAAACCCGAUACUGAAUCCAAAUUUCCGGGCCACCUACAACCACUUUUUGAUGCUACUGAGCAACUCCGUCAACCAGUUUUCCAACUCGUGCAAAACCUAUCAACCGAGUUCAAAAGAAUCGUUAUCAUACACGACACUAUGAUGGCAUUCGUUGUUCAAGAUGCAAACUCGAUCUCAAAUGCUGAGACGUAUGCAUUCCACAGUGUCUCCGCCUUCACAAUUUUCUUGUACAUUUGGGAAUCUCUAGGAGAUCACAAACCUUUCGAGCUAGAUUUGGACAUCCCAAAUGGAAUACCGUCUAAUCAAGGUUGCUUCACACCGCGAUUCACAGCCUACAUAGCAAAACAAUACGAAGCACUAAACUUUGACAGUGGAAGACUAUACAACACGAGCAGAGUUAUCGAAGGUAAAUACAUAGACUUAAUAGCAAAACUUCCCGGUUAUGCUAAUAAGACCCUGUUUGCAAUCGGACCCUUGAAUCCAAUAAACACGAAAUCUAAAACCCGACAUAGAUCCCUCGAUUGGCUUGACAAACAAGAGACGGGUUCAGUCCUAUACGUUUCGUUUGGAACAUCAGUAUCAAUGACAGAGGAUCAGAUCACAGAGUUGGCUAUAGGAUUGGAAAAAAGCAGUCAGAAGUUUUUGUGGAUAUUUCGGUUUUCUGAUCGAGUAGACCUUUCUGCAGACGAGGAUCUAGGAAGGGAUCGACUGCCAUAUGGGUAUGAAAUCCGAGUGCAGGACAAGGGAAUAGUGAUAAGAGACUGGGCACCUCAGGUUGAGAUUCUAGCACAUCCGUCUGUAGGCGGGUUUAUGAGUCAUUGUGGGUGGAACUCGUGUAUGGAGAGCAUCAGUAUGGGCGUGCCUAUCGCAGCGUGGCCUAUGCAUUCGGAUCAGCCAAGGAAUGCCGUUUUGGUUACACAAGUGUUAAGGACUGGUAUAAAUGUGAUAGAUUGGGCACAUAGAAGUGAGUUGGUCAGAUCAACCACAAUAGAAACUAUAGUCAGAAGAUUGAUGAUAUCGAAGGAAGGCGAGGCGAUGAGGAAACGAGCUGUAGAGAUUGGAAGAAGUGUUCGAGAAUCGACUGCAGAAGGCGGUGUUUCUCGAUUGGAAAUCGAUUCGUUUGUAGCUCACAUUAGGAGAUGAAACGCUUAGACUGAGUACACAUUUAUGAAAAUCUAGAUUCUCCCAUCUAAAUCCCAUCUAAAGCCCAUGUUAAGUUUGAAAGGCCGUUAUCCAAACUGGCCCAUAUGUACUUAAGCCCGGCCCGGCUGGCCCAUUGAACACCCCUACUUGGGAUGUAUCAACAAACUACUUCUAUUGUAUAAAUUUAGCAUCAAGACAGGUUUUGAAUCAGUUCAACCUUGAUUGUGUUUCGGUUUUUUGCUUGCAUCUCCCCAUAUCCUUUGCUAGAUCAGUAGAUCCCAAAAAAUAUAGAUCAUCUACUGAUUAUAAAUAAUAUCCAGUAGCUUUAUGUAAAACAAAAA